CCAUGAGGCCAUUAAGCAGAGAAUGCUCUCUCUACUUGUCGAAGCUCCAAUCCACAGCACAGCAUUGCCUUCUUAAAGCCCCUCACCUCACUUUCCACCCAUCUCCACAACCGAGAGAUAUCAGCUUCUCUGUAAUUGUCUCUCGGGAUUAUUCUUUUCAUUCUAUUACGUUUUCUUACAUACAUUUUAAAGUUUUUUAUUUUGUUGAGAAUUCAUCAGAAUGCUGAUUAGUAAUAUGCUGCUUUCUUUAACACAUUGCUCGCUCAGAAUCUCAGCAGAAGAUCACCUUCUGAAGCUACUCAACUUUUCAUCUUUCUCCAUUUAUACACUCCUGUUUCUAAACAAUAUUUACAGCAACAAGCCUCCGCCCAACACCUCCUCUCUCUCUCAACCCUUCACCUCCUCAGACUAGCUUCAAGUUCUUUUACAAUCCACUAGCUUCAAGUUCUUUUACCAUCCACCAGCAUCAAGAACAAGAACGAAGAUCUCCUCAUCGCUUAUCAAACACCCGAAAUCUUUCACCUCCUCUUUCUCUUACUGCAGCUGUGCUUUUGAGUCCUCUCUCCCCCUAAUCCUAGUGUAGGUAGGGGGUCGGUGACAAGGAGGCACUGAUCUCGCACCUCCUCAUCUUCUACGAAGUUUUUUUUUUUUCCUCUUAGAGUUUGAUGCUGAAACUUUUUUUUUCCUUGAUGUAAAUUGUUGCCGUAUCAAUUGCUAACUUUCUCAAUUAUUUUCCUUCUCUCGCAAGUUACCAAAAAGCAAAAGCUGUUGUCCUUUCGUUUUCUUCUUUCUUCUAUUUACAAAUGGCAGUGGUGUUAUGUACAGAUGGAGAUAAAGGAGAGCAUUGCCAUAUGAAAACAAUAUCUUUCUGAAUUUAAUAAAUGCAUUCUUUGAACCAUUGCAUGCUAAUGCCUCUCUUUUCUCAUUGUCUUCUACCUGGGCACUGAAUAAAAUGAUUAAUAGUUGGUUUAUUGUUUCUUUUCUCCUCUCUUUUUGGUGUCUGAAGAAAGCUUGAAGAUGGGAGAGGUGGGCAAUGACAAAAGAAACGGCGAAGUGAGAUAUCAGAAGAGCUACUUUGAUGUCUUGGGCCUCUGCUGCUCCUCUGAAGUACCUCUGAUUGAGAAGAUCUUAAAGCCUUUGGAUGGCAUCCAGAAGGUCUCUGUGAUUGUUCCUUCCAAGACGGUCAUAGUAGUCCAUGACAGCCUCCUCAUUUCUCCGCUUCAGAUUGUUAAAGCUCUAAACCAGGCGAGGCUCGAAGCCACAAUUCGCGCAUAUGGCACAGAUAAUAUCAUCAAGAAAUGGCCAAGUCCUUAUAUAUUGGCUUGUGGGGUGUUGCUGCUGGUCUCGUUGUUUAAAAGGUUCUUCCAUCCCCUGCAAUGGUUCGCCUUGGCAGCAGUUGUGGUCGGUAUGCCGCCAAUUAUAUUCAGAAGCAUCGCUGCUGUUCGGAGAUACACACUAGACAUCAACAUCCUCAUGCUGAUUGCAGUUGGUGGGGCCGUUGCCCUUGGCGACUACUCUGAGGCAGGGUUCAUUGUCUUCCUCUUCACUGUAGCUGAAUGGUUAGAAGCAAGGGCCAGUGGCAAGGCCACCGCCGGGAUGUCGCUGCUGAUGAACAUGGCGCCGCAAAAGGCUGUUCUAGCCGAGACAGGCCAAGUCGUCGAUGCCCGAGAUGUAAAGGUCAACACUAUCGUCGCUGUCAAAGCCGGAGAAGUGAUCCCAAUCGACGGUGUGGUAGUUGACGGGAGGAGUGAAGUUGAUGAGAGAAGCCUGACAGGAGAGUCCUUCCCUGUUGCCAAGCAAGCCCAGUCCUUGGUUUGGGCUGGCACACUCAAUAUAGAUGGCUACAUCAGUGUGAGGACAACUGCUUUGGCCGAGCACUCCGCGGUGGCCAAAAUGGCAAGGCUGGUGGAAGAAGCCCAGAACAGCAGGUCCCAGACCCAGAGAUUGAUAGAUUCUUGUGCCAAGUAUUACACACCAGCUGUGGUGAUAGCGGCAGCAGGUUUUGCAGUGAUUCCUUCGAUAAUGAGAGUCCAUAAUCCCAAACACUGGUUCCAAUUAGCCCUGGUCCUUCUUGUGAGUGCCUGCCCAUGCGCACUAGUGCUAUCCACUCCUGUUGCAACCUUCUGUGCACUCUUGAAGGCAGCAAGGGUAGGGCUUCUCAUCAAAGGAGGGGAUGUUCUUGAAGCCCUGGCCAGGAUUGAAGUAGUGGCUUUUGACAAGACAGGGACCAUCACAAGAGGAGAGUUUGCUGUUGUCGAGUUUUGUUCGAUCGACAGUGAGAUCGCCCUACAUGAACUUCUUUACUGGGUUGCAAGCAUCGAGAGUAAAUCAAGCCACCCAAUGGCAUCUGCACUUGUUGACUGUGCGCGGUUAAAUUCCAUUGAACCAAAACCAGACUGCGUGAAAGAAUUUCACAUCUAUCCUGGAGAGGGAAUUUGUGGAGAAAUAGAUGGAAAAACCAUUUAUAUCGGAAACAAAAGAAUCGCAGCAAGGGCAUCAUGUGAAACAGUUCCAGAAUUGGUGGACAUGAAGGAAGGAGUUACAGUCGGGCACGUCUUCUCUGGAACUGUACCAGUUGGAGUAUUUACUCUCUCUGACACCUGCCGGACGGGGUCUGCAGAAGCUAUCAAGGAGUUAAAGUUGCUAGGUAUAAAAACUGCAAUGCUUACUGGAGACAGCACUGCAGCAGCCAUGCACGCCCAGAAUCAGCUAGGGCAUGCCAUUGAAGAUCUUCAUGCAGAACUUCUACCAGAAGACAAAGUGCGUAUCAUCAAUGACCUCAAGACCAGAGAAGGAUCCAUAGCAAUGAUUGGAGAUGGGAUGAAUGAUGCACCUGCAUUGGCCAUGGCCGAUGUGGGGAUCUCAAUGGGCAUAUCAGGUUCUGCAGUUGCAAUGGAGACCAGCCACAUAACCCUCAUGUCGAACGAUAUCCGGAAGAUCCCAAAAGCCAUCCGACUUGCAAGGAAGACACAUUUCAAGAUCAUUGGGAACAUUUUCUUCUCCAUAAUCACCAAAAUCGCCAUCCUUGCACUGGCUUUUGCUGGCCAUCCGCUUCUCUGGGCAGCUGUCCUAGCUGAUGUUGGCACAUGCCUACUUGUAAUCUUGAACAGCAUGAUGUUGUUACGAACAAGAACCCAAAAGGAGAAGAAAUGCUGUGGUUCUUCACACAAAUCACCUGUGCAAAGGACUGCAUGUGCGAAUCACUGUGCCAAAGGUGCAUGCAGAUCUGCAAGCCCUUGUGGACAAUUAAAGAGUUCAAGUUGCCUAGAUGAACAUAGUUGCCAUGGCCACAAUGACGCAGAGGAAUUGAGGAUGCACAGCAAUUGCGAGAAAGAAGACUGUCACAAGGAAUCACCAAGUCCUUCUUGUUGUCAGGAAUCAGUCAGACACACAAUGAAUGCAAGCCAAGAGCAUCUGAUUUCAAUCACUCCAGCAUUGGAGCAUCAAGAUGAUCACCUGCAGAAAAAGCACUGUAGGAGGCAUGUUGCAUGCAAGCACAAACCCAAUAUAAGAGAGGAUCAUAGAAGUCAUGUCACAAGUGGCGAUCGGCCAUUGGCCAGCAACUCCUCAAGGGCAUCUGCAAACAUUUGCAGCAACACAAACAAGAAUGACACAGGUGAGUGCUGCAAAAGUGAUUGGGAAGAAUGCAAGAGGAAAGAUGGUUGCUCAUCUCCACAAGAGAUCACAAGAGAGAUUGGUGGGUGUUGUAGGAGCUACAUGAAGGAAUGCGGAAAGAAAGACAGUUGCUGUGGUGGCGGCAUGAUACCUGAGAUCAUUACAGAGUAGGAGACAAAGCAUCAAGUAGUUACCUCAAUAGCCCAACAUAAGAAAGAAUGCUAAAUGUUAAUGUGGACCAAAUAGCCGCCAAACAAUUUUGGGUACUCGUAAGCAAUUAGAGUAACUAUAGUCAUCGAUCAACACCUGCCCAUGAAGAUUAGAAGGUUGGUAACCUCUUGCUUCCUUUGGAUGGAAAAAGGAUCACAUGCUUAAAAGGUAAAAAUUAUGUGGGAGAGUUGGCUGGAAGUUUUUGACUGCUAACAUGAUGUAUCAAACUCUAGUCUUCUACUUUCAAUAAAUGCAAGGAAACAAACCAUUGAUUGGUGGUGAAAGGUAA
Messenger RNA from Phoenix dactylifera (date palm), 4114 nucleotides. RefSeq names its product putative inactive cadmium/zinc-transporting ATPase HMA3. Gene Ontology annotation, molecular function: metal ion binding; ATP hydrolysis activity; ATP binding. NCBI's taxonomy places the organism in Eukaryota, Viridiplantae, Streptophyta, Magnoliopsida, Arecales, Arecaceae. Gene Ontology annotation, biological process: transmembrane transport; monoatomic cation transport. Gene Ontology annotation, cellular component: membrane. The record is from RefSeq and is a predicted model, not a curated record.